UCCAUUGAGGCUCUGGGUUUAGGUCAACAAAUGAGUCUAGGGUUUUUCUUGGCAUCCUCCUGCGCCAAUGGCGAUGCCAGGCCGGGAUAUCUGGAAUCCCCUCAGGUCGCCGAGAUAUCCUGCAAGGGAGGAGAUGCUCGCGCGGCGUUUCACCUGAGGCUGUGGAAACCUUGGUGCACCUGGAAUCCUGGGGCGCGAGACGUAUACCAAUCCCCGCGAGGAGAGAUGAGAUUGCCGGCGACGCUCUUACCCCGAUGGAGUCGAUCCCAAUAUCUUGGCUCGGCCAUCGGAAGAGACACCUGCAUUAGGGCCUUCGAAAAAGAUGGUAUCUUGAUUGGAAGCUCCAGAGAAAGGAGCUUUCUUGCGUAUCAUUUCAAUCGGCUUUCCAGCUUGGCUUCUCCGAGAUUGAUGAACUACCGGUUCUUGUUUGCAUCUUCUCGGAGGUAUACUGUGUGCAUCCCAUUUGUAGGUAAUGAUUUCUUUCCUGCUGCUACCAUUGAGUGCAAAUUUUGUCCUCCACAUAGGAACUUGCGGUCAGUUAUGACUGGGGUUUCUGUCAAUGAAGAAGAGGUGACCAGGGCUCUUGAACUUUUUCUUUCCACUGUGAAGGAUGAGACUGUCUCUACUGAGGAAAUGUGUAGUAUUUACAUUGAGAGGCUCUGUAGAUCAGGCAAACUAUCAGAUGCUGUUUGCUUGUUGAGGCUUUUGCAUGAUAGACAGAUACAUCUUGGCCUCAAUAUUUAUAACAUUCUCCUGAGUGCAGCAGGCGAUGCAGGCAAUUUUAAUAUCUUUUCUGAGAUCUUCAGAAAUUUGCUACUUUCUAGUCUGCCUCCUGAUUUAACUUCAUAUAUUAAUGUUGCAAAGGCUUUUCAGAAGGUGGCUGACACAGGUCUGGUACUCAAGUUUGUUAGAGAAGUAUCAGAAAUUACAAUUCACAGAGAUCCUACUGUCAUAAAUAGGAUGAUUUUCAUUAUUGCUAAGUCUGGGCAGAUUAAUAAAAGCAUGAUGAUAUUUGAAGAUCUGAAAAAACUGAACUGUCAGAUGGAUAAAGUUACAUUCAACACAGUUCUAGGAAUAUUAGGCAAGGCAGGUCAAGUGGAUCAAAUGUUAUCUGUGUUUGCAUCAAUGAAAGAUUGUGGCCAUACUCCUGAUAUUGUUACAUACAACACAUUAGUCAACUGUCUACGUAGACUUGGCAGGUUAGAAUUGUGCAGAACUUUUGCAAGGGAAAUGGUCGAGAAUGGAAUUCAGUUGGAUCUGCAAACUUACACUGCACUAAUUGAUGGGUUUGGACGGGCAGGGCAUACUGGAGAUGCGCUCAACAUAUUCCAUGAGAUGAAAAAGUCACUCAAUCCUUCAAUAUAUGUCUACCGUGCACUCAUUAAUAAUCUAAAGAAGGCUGGGAAAUUUGAAUGUGCACAGAAUUUAGAUGCAGAGAUGAACUCAAGCAGUUCAAAGGUUGUUGGCCCUGAAUAUUUCAAACUGAAAAGGCAGACUAGAAGGUACAUCAAGCAAGUGGAAACAGGGGAAUCAUGAUCUUUGGUUGCAAAGACUUCCAAUUUUUAAUUGCGCUUGCUUAUUUAUGUGCCCUUAGCAUCACCGCUGAGAAUUUUCUUGAUAGGAGUAUGUCCACCUUUUUUUUUUAAUGGGUCUUAUCGACUCCAUAACAAGAAAACUUUAGGUGAUGAAAAUAUGCAUUGUCAAGGCAGCACAGCAAAAGCAGAUUGCUUCUUGAGAAAUUUCAGAACAAGGGUCAGCAAGUUCAUGGAAGAUGGAGGAUAUCAGCAAAGUAUUCACAAAGAAAGGUUUUCUAGAGAGAAGGAAACUGUCUCCAUGAUGCAGUUUUAAAGUUCUGAGUUCGAUGGUGGAGUGGUUCUCAUAUAAAACAGUGAUAAACUGAAGGCAGGAUGGUUCUCUUGAAGGUUUUGGUGACAUUGAUUGGUCUUGCACACUAACUGGAAAUUUGAUCUAAUUUAUUAGUAAAACUUUUUUCUGCUUGAAGGCAAAGUAAGUUCUAAAAGAACAAUAAUUGAAUGCAUACAGAAUUGGAAAACCCGUUGAAUAAAUUUGGUGGUUAUGCGGACGCAAUUAUGGGCCAGUAGUAGAUACAACAACGGGACACAAGCGUAUACUUUGUUCCAUGUGUAUCCCGGACAGUAAUGUUGGUGAGUCUAGAAGGGCAGAAUCUCCUUUACAAAGCUGUAAAAAUUGUUGUACAAUAAAAGAAUGCCUGCUUGCCAUGAUUUGCCUCUUGAGAAGUACCGUUUCAAGGACUGAACCAUUGGCUAUGCAACAAGACGUGAAGCUGCACUACAUGGUUCUAACCGCGUGUGAAGGUUUUAAAGGUAUAUUAUUAGGUGGCCUGAGAACUGUUUGUGAAUGAUUCCACAGCCAUUGGUGGGGAGAUCUUUAAAUAGCUAUUAUUGAAUGGCUGGACCAAAUUAUUGUUGUGGGCUGUAGAUCAGCUACAUUAAGAUCUCCCAUGCGGUGAGAAGCUGAACAUGGUGCAGAGAGUUUACCAAAGUGGAAGAAAACACCAAUUGAUCUACGUGUAUUGCAGCCUCUCUUUUUCUUGUCUGGUGAGGGGUAAUGUUUCAAAGUGGAAGAAUGAUGCUAGACUUCUGAAAAAAUAGUGGCAUAUUACAUUUAGCUUCCUGACCCGGUUCUCUCCCAAUGCCAAUAAAUAAGCGUUAUUGAUCUUGUGGAA
Molecule: messenger RNA, 2707 nt
Organism: Elaeis guineensis (African oil palm)
Lineage: Eukaryota; Viridiplantae; Streptophyta; Magnoliopsida; Arecales; Arecaceae
Molecular function (GO): protein binding
Source: RefSeq, a predicted model, not a curated record